UCCAAGAUGUUCAUCCAGUGGACUCUUCUGAUUUCCUGCACAACCCUAAUCUCCGCCGCAUCCAUUUCGGAGAGGAUUGUGGGAGGACAGCCGGCGAACAUUUCAGAGGUACCCUGGCAGGCCUUACUCCGAGUUGGCGAUUGGGAUUGCGGGGCUGUCAUUUACAGUGACCAGAUCCUCCUAACCGCAGCCCACUGUAUCGCUUCCAAAGAUACAACAAGGUACUACGUGAGAGUGGGCUCCUCGAACGCUAGCAAGGGAGGUCAGGUGGCGAAGAUAAAACGCAUCGUAGUGCACGAGCAGUACGCAGAUGAAGUAUGGCAUAACGAUAUAGCCGUACUCCAACUUCAGACCAGACUCAGGAUGGGUGGUAGUGUACAGGCCAUUCCAUUGGCAGAUAGAGCUCCCGAAGGUGGGUCCCCCGCCCUGGUUUCCGGAUGGGGUGACACGGAGGUCGGGAAUCCGGAGACUCUUCGCAAGGCUGAAGUGCACAUAGUCGACCGCGAAACCUUCAGAAUGUACUUUUGGAACUUAUCUGCGGAUAAGAUAGCUGCCACUUCUCCGGGAAUUAGUGCGUGCAUUGGAGAUUCUGGUGGUCCUUUGGUCUCCGACGGUAAACUGGUUGGCAUCGCUUCCCACAUAUAUGGAAGCUGUGCUCAUAGCCCAUAUCCUAAUGUCUACGCUAACGUGGCGCAGCUCAAGCCCUGGAUCAUGAAUACCAUUAAAACCCUGUCAUAAAAAAUGAGUAGGGACAACAAUGUAUUAAACCAGAAAUAAAGAAAUGCAAAAAAUAA
Drosophila biarmipes is the source of this 794-nucleotide messenger RNA. RefSeq names its product trypsin iota. Lineage: Eukaryota; Metazoa; Arthropoda; Insecta; Diptera; Drosophilidae. Gene Ontology annotation, biological process: proteolysis. Gene Ontology annotation, molecular function: serine-type endopeptidase activity. Bases 7 to 738 code for a protein of 243 amino acids. The transcript has a single exon. The record is from RefSeq and is a predicted model, not a curated record.